Messenger RNA from Archocentrus centrarchus (flier cichlid), 1332 nucleotides. It is a transcript of the gene oprd1a, whose product is annotated as opioid receptor, delta 1a. The transcript has 3 exons. Lineage: Eukaryota; Metazoa; Chordata; Actinopteri; Cichliformes; Cichlidae. Gene Ontology annotation, cellular component: neuron projection; plasma membrane. The record is from RefSeq and is a predicted model, not a curated record. Gene Ontology annotation, molecular function: G protein-coupled enkephalin receptor activity; neuropeptide binding. Gene Ontology annotation, biological process: neuropeptide signaling pathway; G protein-coupled opioid receptor signaling pathway. Bases 1 to 1137 code for a protein of 378 amino acids.
AUGGAGCCCUACACGGUCCCCGGAGCUCAGCUCUCCCUGUCCGACCUUUACUCCGUCAUCCCAUUUAAUGUCACCCUCCCAGACGAGGAGAGUGACUUGAUGGGCGACAGGCUGCAGAACUACACCGAGCAGCAGAAUCCGGUGAGGAGCGCCGGGGGUAUAAUCAUAGCCAUAUCCAUCACGGCGCUCUACUCCGUUAUUUGCGUGGUGGGACUUCUUGGCAACAUCCUUGUCAUGUACGGAGUAGUCCGAUACACCAAGAUGAACACUGCCACAAACAUCUACAUCUUCAACCUUGCUCUUGCUGAUGCCUUGGCCACCAGCACGUUGCCCUUCCAGAGCGCCAAAUACCUCAUGAACACCUGGCCAUUUGGGGAUGUCCUCUGUAAACUCAUUAUUGCCAUCGACUACUACAACAUGUUCACGAGUAUCUUCACCCUCACAAUGAUGAGCGCAGAUCGCUACAUCGCUGUGUGUCACCCGGUCAGGGCACUGGAGUUUCGGACGCCCGCUAAGGCCAAAUUGAUCAACAUACUCAUCUGGGUCCUUUCCUCUGCAAUUGGUGUGCCUGUCAUGAUCAUGGCCGUGACCAAAGUGGCAGACAGUGGUAAAACCACGUGCAUGUUAAAGUUCCCGGAGCCUGACUGGUACUGGGACACCGUGACUAAGAUCUGCGUCUUCAUCUUUGCUUUUGUCGUCCCUGUGAUGGUCAUCACCAUAUGCUAUGGUCUGAUGAUCCUGCGUCUGAGGAGUGUUCGUCUGCUCUCGGGCUCCAAAGAGAAAGACCGCAACAUGCGCCGCAUCACCCGCAUGGUCCUGGUGGUGGUGGCAGCCUUCAUCAUCUGCUGGACCCCCAUUCACAUAUUUAUCAUUGUGAAGACCAUGGUGGAGAUUGACAGCAGGAAUCCCUUUGUGAUAGCCAGCUGGCAUCUGUGCAUUGCUUUGGGCUACACCAACAGCAGCCUCAACCCUGUCCUCUAUGCGUUUUUGGAUGAAAAUUUCAAACGAUGCUUCAGAGAUUUCUGCCUCCCCUGUCGGACCCGCGUGGAGCAGAACAGCCUGCCCAGAGGCCACAACACCACCAGGGAGCCAGUGUCCAUCUGCACUGCAACACAAGCGGGAAAGAAGCCGGCAUGACUAGGCAUGGACCGGGUCCCCCACUGCGCUUCGUCAAGGAGGAUCCAACAAGAUCUGCAAUCAGAAGUCACCCAAAUCUCCACAACAGAGUUUUAAGAGAUCUUUUCAUAUAAAGAGUCGACACAGUCACGUUGCAGAUACAAGAGACAUUCAAAGGAAUAGCUAAAGUUAAUGGAAUAGAAAAUUCACUCUGAU